Dendroctonus ponderosae (mountain pine beetle) is the source of this 4449-nucleotide messenger RNA. RefSeq names its product zinc finger protein 33B (gene l(3)neo38). The transcript is spliced from 7 exons. Gene Ontology annotation, molecular function: RNA polymerase II cis-regulatory region sequence-specific DNA binding; DNA-binding transcription factor activity. Gene Ontology annotation, biological process: regulation of transcription by RNA polymerase II. Lineage: Eukaryota; Metazoa; Arthropoda; Insecta; Coleoptera; Curculionidae. The record is from RefSeq and is a predicted model, not a curated record. Bases 106 to 1359 code for a protein of 417 amino acids.
ACAACGAAAGCAUGUUGAAUCUGCCUGCUCCACGAGGUUAGCGAUUUUGCUGAAAAGCCGCCGAGUUCCUUACUGUUUUCAAUAAUGAAAUAAACAUGACGCAGGAUGAAUUUCUCCCCGUUCGGAAGUCACUUUUCAACAUCGAUUCCUAAUAUACAUCAAUUUGCCGCUAAGCUAUCUCAAGACAUUUGCUCACCAAAUUCAUUUUCCAGUUCUCCCGAAGAAAUCUCUCUAACUAAUCGAUAUACGGCAAAUGGCGUUCCUUCAUUUACUCAACAUCACCAUGCCUCUACUCAACAACAGCUUCUUGCCGCCUCAACUAAAAACAACGGAAACUACCUCAAUCAAACCGUCUACCACCAAAAUGUCACUCCAAAACGGCAGAAUUUUGAGCAGCAAAACUUCGAUAUUUUCUCAGUUAGAGGUCUUCAAGAAAAGGCAUUGAUUAAUAGCGAACAAAAGAAAAAAAAUGAAGAGGCAAAGAUAGAGACUAAUCAAUUCAUCCAUCAAAAUCAGCAAUCUUUGCCAAAUUGCCAAUCCUCUGUUUUGGCCAACCCUUGGCAGAAUUUGUCGGCUUCCAGUUCUUCAGUAGUCGAUUAUUUAUCACAACUUCCCACUACCAGCUUACCAAUAAGUCUGCACGAUUUCCUCAAAUAUUCGGCUGAAACUUUAAAGAAAGACACUGUUGGUCAGCAUGGAGCGGUGCAACAGCACAACGGCGAACCCAAUUUGAAUAUUGGAAACAAUGGUACGGUAAAUAUUGAUGCCUUACAUGUCGGAAACAGCUCUAACAGAACUCUGAAUUCAAAUAACAACCAAGCACUCAGCACGUUGAGUACCAUAAACACUGCCCAUCUGCAUAACAAUAACAUUUUGAAGAAGAAAAAAAAGAAGAAACUGGAAAGGGAGAAAAAACCUAAACCCAAACCAGGUGAAAUACGACUAACAACAGCUUUAGAUGGUUCCACUCUGUACUGUUGUCCCGAAUGCCACAUGGCUCUACCCGAACGCGAUCUGUUAGAGCAACAUCUCAUGGGUCAUAACAUGGAGCGGCGUUUUGUUUGUGAUAUUUGUGGGGCUGCUUUGAAGCGAAAGGAUCACUUGACUAGGCACAAACAGAGCCAUAAUCCUGAACGCCCAUUCGUUUGUUCAGUUUGCUUGAAAGCGUUUAAAAGGAAGGAGCAGUUAACGUUGCACUUUGUCAUCCAUUCAGGAGAGAAGAGACAUAUUUGCACAGAAUGCGGAAAGGGUUUCUAUCGCAAAGACCAUCUGAGGAAGCAUACGAGGUCUCAUAUCGCUAGAAGAGUCAAGGCGGAGUUGUCUCAGCAAGGCAUCAGCACCCACAGCAUAACUUCAUAAGCUAUGAGAAGCUGAAAGAAAUGAGUAUCAUUCGACUUAUAUGUGCAAAAAACGCUUUCAUGAAAGAUUUUAAGAUGCUCUACUAUCAAACAAACAUUUGUACAAAAAUUGUACAUUUUGAAGGAUUGAAAAUGAAACAAAGGUAAUAUAGAAAGAUCGAUCGGCGUUAAAGUGUACACAUUUUAAACAGAGUGAUUCAUAAUUUGGUACACAUUUUUGCAGUAGACCAUACGAUUGAAAAUUAUGUUAGUAUGGUAAAUAUAAAUUUAUUGAAAACGCAUUGUGGUGGCAACAAAGCCUGUGGUAGUAUUUUUCUUUAAAAACAAGCUUAUUCAGGUGAUUAUUUAUUGUACGAACGUUUUUUUGAGUAUAAUUCUACUGGAAAGUUUGUUCACCGACUUCUGACUCAACCUGAUCUGAUGAAGCAGAUCCAAAUUAGGCCUCCACUAGUGGAAGUUUGUUUUAUGUGAAGGUUUAGUUUGAAAUGUAAUGGAACUGUUUUUUUUGUGAAUGGGAAAACGGAAAAACAAUCGAGCACUGCGUUCACUUCACAAUUUUACAAACAGUUUUUUAAUGGAGUCCUAUGUAUAGAGGAUUCAAGAUUGGUGUCAUUCCUCUGGAGGCAUAAAAAUUAUUUAAAAUCCAUAAAAAUUAUUUAAAAAAAUAUCACAAAAAUGGUAAAUUGGAAUCAUGUAUUUGAUCGCACGUCCAAAUUAUUUGAAAAGAUUUAUCAGUUGAGAAGAAUUUAGAGCUCCAAUAUUUCGUUUUGUGAUUGGAGUUCUCAAGGCAAUGAUAUCAAUAUCUACAUAAACUACACGAGGUUUAUCCAAAACUGCUUAACUUCACUUCAUAAACUCACUUCAAAAAAUCAGGUUUUAUUGUUUAGAUUUUAUUUCCUUUCGAUAUUAAAGGAAAGUGUGAAGAUAGGUUAGUUAUAAUCCCUCUUUUGAUUAUUAUUGCAGUUUCUUCAAAGGUGCAACAUCAAGGAAAAUCUGCGCCAAACAUUUGCAAGGUUUUCUAUGCGUCUAUCAAACUCACGACGGUCUUAAUCGUUUCAACAAACGUUUUACUUUAACCAAAUAUGUUUUUUUAGUGCAAAAUAAAGUUGUGCUUUGAUUGUUCAGAGAAUAUACAGGGUAUCCCAUUAAAAACGACCGUUGAGAGAUUUUUCAGCAACAUGACCAGUCGAAAAAAGCCAGCUUUGUCAAUUGAAGCCAUCUUCACUAACAAAACAAUGACUACUAGGGCGGACUUAAUUUGGAACUGAAACAAUUUUAAAAUACGCUUUUGUCUGAAAGUAUUUGGGAAAUUUGUAUUAAUCUUAAGUGGAAUGUGAUACGUAAAUUGAGGUCACCGAAAAAUCUCCGCAACUUUAGGAUAACAGAAUAAUGGUUAGCAGAUGAUUCCCUCACUAGAAAACCCGAUAAAUUAAAAUUCAAUAAACCGACAUGAAAUAAUAACAAAACAAAUACUUAAACUACAAAAAAUCCACUUGUAAUGAUAUGUGGUUCAUUAAAUUCGUGAAUAAUGACUAAAUGAGAUGAAUAAUGCAUGUGUUUUUCUUAUAUAGGAAAAUGUAAUGAUAUCAGUUUUAAAUACUUUUGCCUAAAUCUAUUUUGGGUAGCUGAGGUUAUUUGAGAAGUAUUACUGAUAAGAACAUAAUGCAAAUCUUAGGUGAAAUUCUACUGUUUAAUAGCUCCAAAAUUAUUUUUCUUAAUGGAGAGAGAUGUUGAAACAAAAAGUGAAACUUUUCGGGCUGUGAUUUAAAAUGACAAAUAGGUAUGGUUGUAAAUAUACAAAAUUUAGGCUAAAAAUUGUUUCGAAUAUAAGCGCACACUUUUGGUGAUAUUAGUGUAUUAGACAGUGGAAUUCAAUAAUGACUUUCAGUUUUUCGGCAUUUUUUUCGUGAAAUGCGAAGGCAUAUUGCUUACGAUUUAAAUGUACGCGCAAAGGUGCACGAUCAGAGUACAAUAUUCGUAACAAAAACAAAACAAACUUUUCUAGUUAUAAGAACAAUAUUAUAAACUGUAAAACGACUACCUCAAUUUUUAUACAUUAUAUUGUAAUGUGAUAAAUACUGUUUAGUACUCUGUGAAAUGCUUUCUUCGUGUUUGAAUAUUUCCCGUUGUCUUCUUUAAAGGUCGCUCUGAAAUCCACAACAUAACGAGUGCCAAAUCUUAGGAUUUCUCCAUUUGAAUUAAACGUGAAAUAUUAAACCAAAGCAAGAGUUGUAUGAUUAUGAGAAAUUCAUCAUUUUUUACUUAUGGAUAUCAGAGGAAUCUAGAAUUACUCCUACUGUGUUAAUUAGUAUUUGUUUUAGAAAAUACAUUUUGUUACUUUGUUCAUUUGAAUCGAAAUGUUUUAUUAUUUAGAGCUUGUUCGCCCAAUUUUAAUGUAAAACUCAAGUACAAAAUAUUUUCAAUUUAAUUACGUAGUAAAAUAGAGCAUAGGUGUAUACUACGGUUCAACAUGUAUUGUAUCGGAAACGUUUUGGUAAUGAAUUUAAUUGUAAACGCUUUCGUUUAAAAUCAUAACUUCCAUGUAUAAUAUUUGCUUGUGUAUGCGGCAGUUUAUACAUAAUUUUUUAGUGCGCCACCUAGUAGAAUCAAGAAUCUAGAGCUAGAAUCAAGAGCCUAGUCUGUUUUUAGCCUUUGAAGCCGAUUUGUUCGCCGAAAAUUACGCACGCUAACAUUUAGGCUUCUAAAAUUGUCACAUACAGACUUGACUUUCAAUAAAUAUAUACGAGUAUAAUAUUGUAUUUGAGAGGCAAAGUAGUUUUCAAUACUUGUUGAACAUAUUUUAUAAAAUAAAUGCAACAUAUGAAUUCGACAUUCUAUGUAUAUUGAAGUGAAAGCAAUUUGAAAGAAGUCUGCCAUAUUAUAUAAAGUAGAUCUAGAUAAAGGUUUUCCAGAAAAAAGGAGGAACGAUAUGCUAAAAUGACCUCCUAGGUAUACUAUUUAAUAUUUUUUGGAUAUCUAGUGACUAAUAUUAGAGUGAUAGUGAUGUGUUAGAUGUUAUUUUUAUGUCUUUAUGUGCUCUUUAGAGAGCAAUAUAGUGAUCAAUAAAUAAGUAAAUUUUCCAAAUACGUAA